CAGAGAGGAGAAGAGGAGGAGACAGAGGUAAAGUCGGAAUGACAAGCAAAAGCUGACACAGUAACCAUAGCAAAGAUUAAGGAAAUACCUUCUCCUGUUGGCGAGGAGGAGGAGGUGUGGAUGCAGCAUACUGGAGAUGUUCAGCUGGAAGCCAUGGAGAGUCUUUGACAAAGGAUGCAGGCUUCUACUGCCAGGCUGAGAAGAUUUUACAUCUUCAUCCAAGCAGCCAAAGGGAUGCUGACAAGUUUGCCUUCCAAUUCCUCCUUUAAAGCUCCCACACAAACACGUGUACAGUUCCCUGUGCAUGCCCAGCUCUGCACUUAGAUAUUUUUAGUAAAACUUCCCACAUUCUUGACAUAAAAAAGGAUUGGACUCAAAUUCUUUAUUGGUGUAGAUACCUUCAGCUGGGACAGGAGGGCUCAUCCUGACAGGUCAGCACGGAACCACUUUGAAGAUUUCAACAUCCAUGUUAGACAGCUGUAUGAAGACUUAAACAGCUCCUCAUCUCUCCUGAAUGAGAAACUUCUUAAAGGAAUGGGGUGCAUUUGUCACACGGAAUAGUUUGCCUACUGAUGAGCUAAACCCAAGCCAUAAAUCAGCAUCUGAGGACCUUUUUCUCAUCACCAUUUCCUACAGCAACUAAAAGAAGAACAGGAAUGUUUGGAAGCCAAGGUGCACUGGGAUUCUAUUACUGUCGCUUUAUUGUUUUCACAGUUCAGAUUUCCAAUCUAUUAACAGCAUCAAUGUGAGAAAUUGUCUUCAUCCUACAGAAAGUCUCCAACUGAGCGAAACAAACAACUGGCUUGAUGCCACAGCACCUAGAAAACUUUUUUUAAUGUUUUGCUGUAGCUAUUUAUUCAUUUCUAAUCCAUUCUCCUUUCCUGUCUGAGCCCUUUUUCAAACCUCAACCUCAUUAAUAACUUUAAGCAUUACUUUUUUUGGUUAGUACUGUUGUAUGAGAGCAAACUUUCUGAACGCUGAUGCGAUUCGGUCACAUGAGACGGGCCAAAUGGGACCAACACUGAACAGUCAUGUUUGACACAAACUGUUUUUGACAUCAGGAAAACAUCUUCUUCAAUAAUCCAACACAACCCCGGGCAUCUGACAGCCUUCAGGAGCUGCUGCCACCAGGAUAAAUCUGGGCAUGUGCUGUUGUCCUUUGGACCCAGCGUCAUAACAAGAGAAAAAUUAAAGAAUAGGAUUAAACAUGGAUUAUCACUGAAACAGUAAAGCCAUCAAAGCAGCUGCCUUUGUAUAAACCCAUUGAAGGCUCUUAGGGCAAGCGCUCUGCCAACCGAUUUGUAGAUUACAUCCGCCUGUUGAUGUGGUGGCCUCCUGUGCACUUGCUUUUUAAAAAGACGGAUGGAGAAUAUAGAUGAGCUGGAGCACCCUCUUCUGGGAGAAAGCACCAGUAACAAACAAGCAUCAGGGCAGGGAACUGGACUGGGACAGGCCCCAGUUGGGCUUUUUAAGGGCAUUUUGGUGAAGUGUGAGGAGGACAGAGCAUAUCCUCCUUUGGCUUGGAGGGGUUAUUGUGGACAUCCUCCAGAGCUGCAGCAUCAGCAGCUGCUGGACCCUUGCUCCUUACCCCGCACCCUGGAGUCCUUUUACCCAACGGGCCCCCUGUGGGGCCAAACAGACCUUCUCAGCAAGGACUAUCUUGAGACCACCUUUGUGGACAUUCGGCCUGGCUCAGCGCUGGAGAGGAAGCUGCUGGCUGAGACACAGGACUUCCAUAGUGCUGCAUACAGCAUGGAUGAUGAGGACGACCUACUUCCUGACUCUGAUGACUCGUCCAUUGAUGAUCUCAGUGAUACGGACAGUGACAGCAACUUUCCUCUGAUGAUCCCUCAGGACUAUUUGGGUCUGGCCUUUUUCUCCAUGCUCUGCUGCUUCUGGCCUUUGGGUAUCGCCGCUUUCUAUCUUUCUCAGAAGACCAACAAGGCAUCAGCUCAGGGGGAUUUUCAGGGAGCCAACAUAGCCUCCCGCCAGGCGCUGUGGCUCUCCGUGCUGUCCAUUGUGUUCGGAAUCAUAACGUACAUCUGUGCCAUUGCUGCGCUGAUUUCCUACCUGUCUGCUAAGCCAUUAUAAGAGAAACUCUUUGCACUUGGAUGCAAAAACACAAAGAGACAAACCCUUCAUUAAUAUUACCACAUUAUCUGUAAGAUAAUAAUAAACGAGAACUCGAGAGACAUCCUCCACAUUGAAGUUUGUGUCUAUCUCACUGAUAAAUUUGUGCUUCCCGGAUCAUCACAUGUGGGGCUUUAAUAAAGAUUAAUGCAGGAAAAGGAUGGAGAAGAUGGCUGCUGCAAUUUGAAGUCUGCAGAUUUAUCAGAGUUAGAGGGAACUCCUGAUGGAUUUCACUCAUUCAGCACCGUCACUUACCUGGAAAAAGUUGGAGACAUGCACAUCCCAUCUGGAUUUUCCAGUUAACGUCACCUGUUGUUUACCUGCAGAAAGGACUGCCAUUUUUUGUGAUUAAAAGCCAAGUUUUAUCUCUAUGACAUAAGCUGAGUGCCGUAUAUAUAAAAGGAAACUAAUGUAAGAAGUGGGAGAAUUUUGAAACACAUCCCGAAAUGGGAGUAAAGAAAUUGCUGCUGGGAAAAUUGAACAACCCAGUGGGGGAAUAGUGCCAAAAAUGUUAAAGUGACCAGACUGGGGAGUAAAUAUUUCUGAAAUAUAAAUUCUGAUAUUUCUUUGUUCUGUCAGACAGGAAUGAAAACACUUUGGAAAUAAUUUCUUCAGGCUAAAAUCAUUGAAAACAACUUCUCACCUGUUUAGAUGUAGAAUAUUAGUUUGAAAAAAGGUAAGAAAAAACACUGGGAACAGCUGAUGUGACAAGUUGUUGUCUGCAUGGCUCUUUUGUGUUUUACAAAUGUUUAAAGCUGGAUCUGUGUCAUUAAUGUGUGCCAAGUCCUUGCAAGGAAAGGUUUGAUAAACCCUAAAAAAACAUUCUCUUGCCAUAUUGGUUUAAUCAUAAGAACUAUUUAAGGAAAGAGUGAAAGAACAUUUUCCAGUAAAAAUUAAAUAAUAUUUUUACCUGUUUCUGCAAUAGAAUGGUACCACUGUGGUUGCUUUAACAAAACAUAGGAGUGAUAACCUGAGAGUUACACAAAUCAGUAUGAAAUCAACCUUUAAAUGUCUUAAAGCCAAGACUUUCUGAGCUGACUGGAGCAGCCUGCAGGCGAAAAGGGCCAGAUUUGGGUCAGAUCAUGAGGGUCAUGGUAACAGAAAGAAAAAAAAAAAGAUGCAUUGCUCCAGACAGGUUCAGACUGAGACACUUCCGAAAGCACUUUGUGUUUCUGCCUAGAAAUAGGCCGCAUGGAGCGAAACGUUUAGAUGGAUUUGGCCAAUAUGCACAAAAAUCCGCCAAAUGUAAAAAUCCAAGCAGGAAUAAAAACAAUGCUGUUAAAGCGGUUGAAUUUCUUUAUGAUCAUUGUCAAUAACAUUGUUUUCUUUAUCUUCAACUUCCACUGCAGUAUUCAUCAUGCUUUGGGGCCCCCUAAACAAUAGGGGACUCUCAUAAAUGCUUGAAUUUAAAAUCAGAGAUCUUCAUUUCAUAUGUUUGAUUUUUGAAAAUAAGAAUACUGUUAAAUUUAUUUGAUGCUUUCAGCAAAAACAUAUUAAAAGAUUCCAAACAAAUAUUUAAAUUUCAAAUUCAAGAGUUUUAAAGCUUGUUUUGUAAAAGUCCAAAGGAUAACCUUUGUUUGAUGGUUGAUAUUAGUUAAAAUAUGAUGCAGUGGAUUUAAUAAUUUGUUUAUGUUUGAGCUUGGUUUAUUCACUAAUGUAUAUCAGCAAAUAAUAGCCAACUAUUUAUCACUGCUUUUAUGCUACUCCCAUUAAAGUUUGCUCUCUCCUAGUUGAUAUUCUAUACAGUAAGGACCCCAAACUGGACCAUCCAUGAUUUAGAUCAAACACUUUGAUGAAAACCAUUAUGAGUUAAAACAAUUUUUAUUUUCCCUUUGGGAUUAAAAAAGUACUUUAAUUUUGAAUUUAAUUAAAUUGGACAUGCUUUCUCCUUAAGAAAAACUGACAUCACAGCCUUGUUAAUGCAGUUUGACUUAAAAACAAUAAAGUGAAACUGCAUAUUAGUUGUUACCUACAUAAAGAGUUACAUUUAUUUUUAACUUUAACUUGGUUUAAUGCUGCAGAAAUGUGAACAUUUCUCAGGGCUGUAAACAGAGCUGGUGGCGGCCCACCGUGGUUAGUUAUAUUUUAUGGGAAGACAUGCAGCAUACCACAUGAGAUAUGCGCAAGUUCACAGGUUUCAAAAAUAAAGGUAGAGUGAAAGAAAUAACUCACGCAUUUAAAAAAAAAACUACUCGUAAAAAGGCCGCUGGAAUGUUGAGUGGCUGUUCAUAUUUGAUAUUUUAUUGUAAAAGUUAUUUUUAAUGAUAAAAAUAUAAAAUUGUUAGCAAAUUCUGGUACUGUAAAAACCAAAAUAGAAAACAUACAAAAUAACUUAUUUAUGCAGAAAAAAAAUUAUUUUCUGAAUAUUUUUGAGGGAGUUAAUACAUUUUUUUAAUCCUUCAAUUUGAUUAUAAUUUGUUAAAUUAUUUAAUACAUCGUUAUAUUAAUUAAUGAUAAAUGCAUACUUGAUUAUGUUAAGGCAGCCUUAGUCUGGCCCAUAUGCCCUGUGAUCAGUGGCCAGUCCAGCCCUGGCUGUUAA
Cyprinodon variegatus (sheepshead minnow) is the source of this 4669-nucleotide messenger RNA. It is a transcript of the gene tmem91, whose product is annotated as transmembrane protein 91-like. Lineage: Eukaryota; Metazoa; Chordata; Actinopteri; Cyprinodontiformes; Cyprinodontidae. The transcript is spliced from 4 exons. Gene Ontology annotation, cellular component: membrane; intracellular membrane-bounded organelle. The record is from RefSeq and is a predicted model, not a curated record. Bases 1363 to 2091 code for a protein of 242 amino acids.